UUAAGACGAUGCAAGAAAAACUCAGAGCAACGCAGGCAAUCCUAUUGGAGGCUGGAGCAUGCGAAGCAGAAAGAGCACCGCCGGCGCGGCCGCCGGAGUCUUUUCGAAGACCAUUGAUAAUCCGACGCCCGUUCUUCACCAACCCCAACUCUGCUUUGAAGGAGAAAGCCUCACUCGUUUCCUCAAAUCAAUCCGUAGGGAGAUUGAAUCGGCAAGAGGUUCAGACGCAACUUUGCCUCUUAAGUUUUGGAUUAAGCAACACUUUGCAGUCGGAGUAAAUGAGGUCACGCGUGCGCUUGAGAGGAUGCCACCAAGUUGUGGGGCUAAAAUCUCAUCGGAGGAGCAUAUUCCGACGAAUCACGAUAACAGCGAAGUCGCCCAUGUCUGCCUUCAGGCAAUAUUGCUAGCAUCUGACUGCAACCCUCGAUGGCUGACAAAACAUCUGCCAGCUCUGGCUGCUUCAAGGAAUGUGCCGCUCAUCUUUAUAAAAGAUAAAAAGGAAGGUUCUUUAAGAUUAGGUGAGCUAAUUAAGCUGAAAACAGCAAUUGCAAUUGGAAUUAAGGCCAAGGGAAAUGCUGUGAAUGAUCUAAUUAAGGAGGUCAUUGGUGCCGGUGACAAGAUUGUUAGCAUAGAAACUUGAGAACUCGAGCUUCCUCAAGCUUUACUGGCCAGAUAUUAAUGCUUUUCUCUUAGUUGGUGCAGAGUCAGAGUAUGAGGUGAUUCGUUCAAUUUGUUACCAUAAAAGCAUAAAAGGACUAUAAAGUACAGGCAGUUGAAUAUUGAUGGAGUCCCAUUGCUCAAGGUUGAGGAAACCUUGGAUAUUUUCUGGGUACACGGACACACGUAAGCUACCACCGCAUGUCUGGAUGCAGUAAUAUGAUUUUGAGCAUUUUGUUUCUGUGAGGAACAUGUACAUAGAGAUUGAUUUAAUUGUAAUUUUUAUUUUGUUAGUAGUUUUGGAUUUGACUAGUUUCAUCUUACUGCUGCAAUCAUCCCUAUUAAAGGGUUAACUACAUGUCUAUCAUCUGGGUACUUAAGAACAUUUGAGUUUGACCACUGAUGAUAUGAACUGAAUAUUUAA
Molecule: messenger RNA, 1081 nt
Organism: Sesamum indicum (sesame)
Lineage: Eukaryota; Viridiplantae; Streptophyta; Magnoliopsida; Lamiales; Pedaliaceae
Product: Ribosomal protein L7Ae/L30e/S12e/Gadd45 family protein
Source: RefSeq, a predicted model, not a curated record